CUGUCUGCCGCGACUACGGUCUUUGUUGACACAAUCGGCCUGGCAUUGUUGGUCGCAGUGCCGCUGAUCAGCUCCUCCUGCUUGCGGUCUUCCGUCUCAUUUGUCGCGCUAUAGUCUUUUGUUAUGAGUCAAGACUUCCAGGGUGCCUAUUCGCAAGAGGGCAUUGCCUACGACGAUCCGAACUAUGCGUAUGACGAGGAUGCGGACGAAGAGGAGAUCACGCAGGAGGAUUGCUGGACGGUCAUCUCGUCUUUCUUUGACCAGAAGGGUCUCGUCCGGCAGCAACUCGACUCCUUCGAUGAAUUCGUACAGAAUACCAUGCAGGAGCUCGUCGACGAGAAUUCCGACUUGAUCCUCGACCAAGCUGAUCAGCAUACGGGCUCUGCAACGGACAUGACGCGUCGCUACGAGAUCAAGUUUGGGCAGAUUUACCUGUCUCGGCCGACUGUGACGGAGGCGGAUGGCUCGGUCAUGCCUGUGUUUCCUCAAGAAGCUCGCCUGCGCAACUUAACGUACAACGCCCCGCUGUAUAUUGAGAUGAGGAAGAGAACUCUCAUUGGGCGGGAGGAUCCAGAAGGCGCGCCUGGAGAUGUAAUAUGGCAAGAGGAGCCCGGUGAUGCAGCGGAGGAUUCUAGGAAAGUGUGGAUAGGAAAGGUCCCUAUCAUGUUACGGUCAACGUUCUGUAUCCUUCACGACAUCCCAGAAAACGACCUUUUCGAUUUGAACGAAUGCCCAUACGAUUCCGGCGGAUAUUUCAUCAUCAACGGCUCCGAAAAGGUCCUCAUUGCGCAAGAGCGUAUGGCCACGAACCAUGUCUAUGUUUUCGCUAAGGCCCAACCAUCACCAAUAAGCUUCCUAGCGGAGAUUCGUAGCGCUGUGGAAAAGGGUGGGAAGACUAUUAGUCAAUUCCAGGUCAAAAUGUAUACUCGGAACCAGGAGCGAUCACUUGGUAACCUCAUCAAAGCAACUAUACCCUAUAUCAAGGUCGACAUCCCGAUUUGGGUCGUCUUCCGAGCUUUGGGUGUCAUAUCCGAUCGCGACAUUCUGGAACAUAUCUGCUACGACAUGCAAGAUGCUCAAAUGCUCGAAAUGCUCAAGCCGUGUAUCCAGGAUGGCUUUGCAAUCCAGGAUCGGGAGAUUGCCUUGGAUUUCAUAGGCAAUCGUGGCACUACCACCGGCUUGUCUAAGGAACGCCGAUUACGGUAUGCGCAGGAGAUACUGCAAAAGGAAAUGUUGCCACACGUUUCCAUGGCGGAGGGGUCUGAGUCGAAAAAGGCGUACUUCUUCGGCUAUAUGAUUCACAGACUAUUACUGGCGGCCCUUGAGCGCCGUGAGCUGGACGAUCGAGACCACUUCGGAAAGAAGCGGUUGGACCUCGCCGGGCCGCUGCUUGCCAACCUAUUCCGGAUGCUUUUCAGGAAACUGACAAAGGACGUGUACCGGUACCUGCAGAAGUGCAUAGAGACCGGGAAACAAUUCAAUCUUAGUCUUGCGGUCAAGCAUAACACCAUCACGAAUGGUCUCAAAUACUCGCUAGCGACAGGCAACUGGGGUGAUCAGAAGAAAUCUAUGUCGUCCAAAGCUGGUGUAUCACAGGUAUUGAACCGCUACACAUACGCUUCUACCUUAUCCCAUCUUCGUCGCUGCAACACACCGCUCGGCCGAGAAGGGAAAAUCGCCAAGCCUCGUCAGCUCCACAACACUCAUUGGGGUAUGGUUUGCCCUGCAGAAACUCCUGAGGGUCAGGCUUGCGGUCUCGUCAAGAACCUGUCGCUGAUGGCUACAAUUUCCGUCGGUUCGAUCUCUGCACCCGUUAUCGAGUUCUUGGAAGAGUGGGGCUUGGAGUCGCUGGAGGAGAAUGCGCAUUCUUCCACGCCAUGCACGAAGGUCUUCGUCAACGGUGUCUGGAUGGGGGUUCAUCGCGAUCCCUUGAAUCUUGUGAAGACUAUCAAGAAACUCCGUCGAAAGGACGACAUCAGCCCCGAAACGUCUGUUGUCAGGGAUAUUCGUGAAAGGGAACUGCGGAUUUCGACAGACGCUGGACGUGUAUGCAGACCGCUGUUUAUCGUCGAGAACCAGCAGCUGGUCCUCAAGAAAUCACACAUCGAGAAAUUGCACAAGCACAAUACCGAACCUGUGCUUGACGAUGCGGGGGCGCCAACUUUUGAUGAGAAUGGCAAGCAGCGCUUCUUCCAAUAUCAGUUCGAUGAGCUCGUCAAGGAAGGCGUCAUCGAAUACUUGGAUGCGGAAGAAGAGGAGACUGUGAUGAUCUGCAUGACUCCGGAGGACCUCGAGAAUGCAAGGUUGAAGCAGCAGGGUCAUGAUCCAUCGCAGGAUGAUCCAGACUUCGAUCCGGCUGCGAGGAUCAAGACCGGGACGCAAGCGCAUCUUUGGACUCACUGCGAGAUCCAUCCAAGUAUGAUCCUUGGCAUAUGCGCUAGCAUUAUUCCCUUCCCAGAUCAUAAUCAGUCACCUCGUAAUACCUAUCAAUCGGCCAUGGGCAAGCAAGCCAUGGGGAUUUAUCUGACGAACUUCCUCGUUCGCAUGGACACAAUGGCGAACAUUCUCUACUAUCCUCAAAAACCGCUAGCGACCACCCGGUCUAUGGAGUACCUCAAGUUCCGAGAGCUGCCUGCCGGCCAAAACGCGAUCGUUGCCAUCAUGUGUUACAGUGGAUACAACCAGGAAGAUUCCGUCAUCAUGAAUCAGAGUUCCAUCGAUCGAGGCCUAUUCCGCAGCAUGUACUUCCGCAGUUACAUGGACAUGGAGAAGAAGAGCGGCAUCCAACAGCUGGAGGAAUUCGAGAAGCCAACCCGAGACACCACGCUUCGCAUGAAGCACGGUACUUAUGACAAGCUGGAGGACGACGGCCUGAUUGCUCCUGGAACAAAUGUUAACGGAGAAGAUAUCAUCAUCGGCAAGACAGCGCCGAUACCUCCGGACAGCGAAGAACUCGGCCAGCGGACACGAGGCCACACACGGAGAGACGUUUCUACUCCAUUAAAGAGCACCGAACAGGGGACCGUUGAUCAAGUGCUUAUUACAACAAACUCCGAGGGUCAAAAGUUCGUCAAGGUUCGCAUACGUUCGACUCGUAUUCCCCAGAUCGGCGACAAGUUCGCGUCCCGCCACGGUCAAAAGGGUACCAUCGGUAUUACAUACCGCCAGGAGGACAUGCCGUUCACUGCGGAGGGAAUCACACCCGACAUCAUCAUCAACCCCCAUGCCAUCCCCUCACGUAUGACAAUCGGACACUUAGUCGAGUGUCUGUUGUCCAAGGUCGCGACCCUUAUUGGGAAUGAAGGCGACGCUACUCCCUUUACCGACUUGACAGUGGAAUCUGUGUCGCAGUUUUUGCGGCAGCGUGGCUACCAGUCCCGUGGGCUGGAGGUGAUGUAUCACGGGCACACGGGCCGAAAGUUACAGGCUCAGAUUUAUCUUGGGCCAACCUACUAUCAACGACUAAAACACAUGGUGGACGACAAGAUCCACUCGCGCGCUCGUGGUCCCGUGCAGAUUCUCACGCGGCAACCGGUAGAGGGCAGAAGUCGCGAUGGCGGUCUCCGAUUCGGGGAGAUGGAACGGGACUGCAUGAUUUCCCAUGGCAUCGCUGCAUUCUUGAAGGAACGUCUAUUUGAAGCCAGUGAUGCGUAUCGUUUGCAUGUGUGCGACAUCUGUGGCCUCACAGCUAUCGCAAAUCUCAAAAAGCAGACGUUUGAAUGUCGAGCAUGCAAGAACAAGACAGAAUGCUCGCAACUCUAUAUUCCGUACGCAGCGAAGCUACUCUUCCAGGAGCUGCAGAGUAUGAACAUUGCUGCGCGUUUAUACACCACGUCGACCGGGCGUAUUCGAGAUGUCCGAGAUUAGCCACCUCCCUUGUCAUAAUUAUGCUAUCCUGCCCGCUGUCCAUGUAUACUACAAUUCAAUCAUUAACUGUUUUGUAUCACGAAAUGCCAGUCUACAGAGAACAAUCGUUGUCGCUAAUCUUGGUGCAUCAGACCUUCCCGCUCAUGAUCAGCACCCUCGUUGCUAUGCCUCUCAGGAGGAUCCUGUCGAUGCUGUUUUCUGAGAGACCCUUCAUCGUCGCUCUGCACGUCUUCAUCGCCAAUCUCAAAUACUACGUGAUCCUCAGUUAUGGACUCGGCUCCUCUUCGGCCAACCAGAGUAGCCUCGUCGUCGUCCGGUUCACCGGGAUGUCCUGGGCCGGCGUAUCGUCGUUCCAUAGACUCGAGAUCGUAGUCUUCGGCGUCGGCUUCAUCUUGAGCAAGCUCGUCGGACAUCGCUAGCCUUCGAUUAUUCUCGGACGGUCGCCACAGGUACGCAAUCCCCCAGAAUGCCACGAGAUACAAAAGAGAUAGCCAACCGUCGAGAAGCCACCAGCGCACUUUCCAGGUUCGUGCAGCAUAGUCUUCAGCAAGCCGAUCGGAGAAGGAGAACGAUGAUACGACAAAAAAGACGGCGAUGACGACCACGACCAUCCACAGGAUGUAGUAUAGGCGCUUGAACAUCGCCAAUUUGUAUCGUUGUUUUCGUUUUUGUAGGUAUACCACGGUUGAAUUAAGAGAAUACAGUAUCCAUAGCAUGAAUCCGCUGAGAGUGAAAGCUAAAGGAAUGACAAAUAGUAGCAAUACAAGUGCAGAAGUCGAUUCUAAUUCAAGUUCGACGACACCGACAGCAUAGAGAACCCCAAACACGAAGUGUGCCGCGGCCAGUAUCUGACACUUUAGCAUCGUACGUCCAAGAGAUUCGCGGACAACGCUCAAACCCAAAGAAACUACUAGGAGCAUGAAGAAUGACAAGGCAUUGCGACCAGCAUCCAAGAUAGCGACGACGAAUAGAAAAACAGUUCCUGUUGUCCCUCUGCCAUGCUUGUUGAGAUAACGAUAGUACGCCCAGUUGGCCACCAUCUCGAUAACCAGGAAUCCCACCAAACUGGAAAGAUAGUACUGAAGUGGCAGAAGAUCUUCCUUGUGCUUGUAGCAGAGCCAUGCCCAAAUUGCUCCUAGGGCUGCGUAGACGACGAACAGCGCGAAGUAAAAGUUGACUUUGGGAUAGUCUGUCGCAGGGAGUUUCCCAUCGAAAGCGUUCCGAAACAAGACCGUGCCUCUGUAGCUAGGAUGGAAGGGUACAUCUGUGUCGGUUUGACGCUUCUCGGACAGAACGGUCACAGGAACGACCACAACGCAGUAGUACCCUGUCUUGCGAACCAAGUACUGUAUGGGCUGACGAUACCGUAGAAUACCGCCUGGACUGGGAUUAAGAGCACGGGGGGUGAUAUCGCCUCUCCUCCAAGGCGAAGUAUAGUUAUCCGAAGGAAUAUCUGGAUUGCCAGCAGGGUUGUCCCAGAAGCCGCUAGAAGAACCGACGGCCCCUGAACCGCCAGCUAAGGUGGUGCUAUUUCCGAAAGCGACUCUUGCAGACCAGAAGCUGGUCUCGUUAAUCGUCUUUCCGGCAGGAAUAUCGAGGAUGAAGCGCCCAAGGUCAUCACUGUUACAGAAGCCACCCCGCACAGCGUCAGAUGUGCAAACAUAUGUCUUGGGUAGGGUAUCGUCAAUCUCCGAUGUGACCUUGCCAAGGUACUCGACAUCUGACCACUCAUAUAUCACCAUGGCCAGUUGUCCCUGAGAACCACUCGUGAAGCUGACGUUUAUGAAGGUUUUGUCAUUACUCCACAUCCCAGAACAUGUCUGUCGCGAGUAAUCUGCGUCCGAAAUGUCGACUUCGUAGCCGAAGGCUUGGAUCACAAGCCAGGCCAGCAAAGCCAGCCAUACGAAGGCGGCCAUGGCAGGGCCCCAGUGCGUGCAGUCGGGCGAGCUGAAUGGUCUCUAGAAGUCUCAGACCUAGUCUCGAUAGGUUCCCUGGAUAAUGAGUGAUAUCGUAGCCGCGAG
Molecule: messenger RNA, 5888 nt
Organism: Punctularia strigosozonata HHB-11173 SS5
Lineage: Eukaryota; Fungi; Basidiomycota; Agaricomycetes; Corticiales; Punctulariaceae
Product: DNA-dependent RNA polymerase II second largest subunit
Exons: 20
Coding region: 124-3867 (1247 amino acids)
Biological process (GO): DNA-templated transcription
Cellular component (GO): RNA polymerase II, core complex
Molecular function (GO): ribonucleoside binding; DNA binding; DNA-directed RNA polymerase activity
Source: RefSeq, a predicted model, not a curated record